AAAAUGCUCUAAUUGCUUUGCAAAACAAGGGAGCAGACAAAGGAUGGCACUUUUUUGCAUGAGGUAUGGUGUUUGGACUUUGGACUUUGGGAGAAGGAAGCAAUCUGUAUUAUCUUCAUAUAUUCUAUGCCAUUUAUAGCAUACCAAUAAUCAUAAACAGCUCAUCAAAUCAGACCCAAAGUUCACUAUAUAGAAUAGAAAAGAAGCUCCCCACUCGGAUCAGAACAAGAGAAGCCCUUCCACAAGAAUAAGCAAGCAAAGGCUUUGUCUGUUUCUCCACUCUGACCAUAAAUAUCUUUCUUUUCAGUUUCAUUUCUAGGGGUUUUCAACUUUUUAUGGGUUUUUCUUCUUUGAGGUUUUGAUUCUUGAUUUUCAAGGCUUCUUUUGAGACAAUCUUGAAUCCUUGAUCAGUGGGUUUAGUUGGGUUUCUUGAAUUGUAGAGUGAAAGCUAAGUAAAGUUAGAUUCUAAUCAAUUCACUUCUUCUGGUUUCUAGGAUUUCUACAAAUUUACAAAAAAGAAAGAAAGAAAAGGAAAUUGGGGGUGUUUUUAGGACUAUAUGAUCUUCAUCUUUCUUUAGCAAUAGGCUUUACAGUCUAAGGAUAGGCCAUGGCUAGUAGUAUUGUGGUCUUUUCUGUUUUGAGAUGAUCAAGUGGAAAUCAUGGUUCAAAGAGAUUUCUGUUCACCAAGUAUAGCUGAAUAGAAUAGAUUUGAAGAAAGAUUAGGGUGAUACUUGGGGGUUUUAAUCAAUGGGGUUAUCUGGGUUCUUCUUGAUUAGUAUGCUCCACUCUGUUAUAUGUCUUGUAAGUGGAGCUUUCAUGAUGUUCUACUCCAAUGAAUUCUCUGUGUUCAACCAUGGCCUUGAGACAGCAAGCAAGCUUCGAGGGUCAACGCCUCAUGAUCAACUCUUGAUUCAAACCUCGAAUUCCUUCUCGGGUUGGCUUCUGUUUGCCAUCGGAUUCCUUCUGUUCAUGGUGGCUUUUGUCAACGACUCUAAAUUCCAGAGCUUCUUUGCUAAAGGGUGUGUGUUGCUUCACAUAUCCAUGGCUAUUUGGAGAGUUUACUUUGGGAGGGAACUCGAAGACCUUGCCAGAGAUUGGCCUAAGCAGGUCCUCGGAGACAUCACGUUGGCGCUUUCCUGGGGUUUUCUUCUUAUGUAUUCAUGGAGGGAGAAGUAUGAUUAGUAAUGAAUUGCUGUAAAUUUGCUAGGGAUGAUGCAUAGGAGGAACACAUUUUUGGAUUAAAUUUUGUGGUUUGCUUUUCUCAGCUUCUUGAUCAUAUUUUGCUGAAUGAAUUGGUGUAUACAUAUGGUAUGAAAUUCUGGUUCAAAGUAGAGGCUAGCUCUUGCAAAACAGAGAUAUGAGAACAGUUCAUAGUUACUUUAACCCUUGUGUUCAUUCCUUGUUGGCUUCAUGCCUCCAUAUAAUGAUCUUGAUUGUAAAUUUCUUUACCUGAUAUAUGAUAAAAAGUGGUGCAAAUUGUGUUU
This is a messenger RNA of Rosa rugosa (rugosa rose), 1484 nucleotides long. RefSeq lists its product as uncharacterized. NCBI's taxonomy places the organism in Eukaryota, Viridiplantae, Streptophyta, Magnoliopsida, Rosales, Rosaceae. The coding region runs from base 748 to 1182 and encodes 144 amino acids. The transcript has a single exon. The record is from RefSeq and is a predicted model, not a curated record.